Messenger RNA from Schistocerca piceifrons (Central American locust), 1451 nucleotides. RefSeq lists its product as uncharacterized. The record is from RefSeq and is a predicted model, not a curated record. The transcript is spliced from 9 exons. Lineage: Eukaryota; Metazoa; Arthropoda; Insecta; Orthoptera; Acrididae. Bases 1 to 1353 code for a protein of 450 amino acids. Gene Ontology annotation, molecular function: pigment binding.
AUGGCCGGGCCGGUCAGCGGUCAGCUGUUGUGGAUGCCCAAGCGGCACCGGUGCCGUGAAUAUCAGCGUAAGAACCAGUGGCUAACCAGCAGCGGACGUGCCCCCACGGCCCAGGCUGCACCUGAGGCUUAUGUCGAAGAAUACAGCUACAAUCCUGAAUGUGUAGUAAUUGCUAAUACAGCGUGCAGAAAUUUAGCAGACCGUCCAGAACACCGUUCGCUGCUGGAAGAUGUUGAAGCGGAUCCGCUGCAUCGGCGACAAUGGCGACUGGAGCCGCCGCCGGGGCAUCGCCCGCGCCCCACCCACCCGCUGAGACCGAGGCGGCCGCAGCGCCGGCAGCGGCAGCGGCAGCGGCGGCGGCGCUCUAUAAAAGACACGCCGGCCGACUCGGCGGCACUCCACUCCGCUGCGGACGCCAUCCAGAAGCCACUACCAGUAUCCGGCGCAGCUGGCCGCUCUCCAAUCACACAAACAGCUCGACUCGGCAUGAGAUACUCGUGGGCCUUGUGUCUGGCGGCGACGCUGUCGCUGGCGGCAGGCCAAGUGCCCGGCUUUGGCGGCUGUCCGGUUUACCAGCCCAUGACCAACUUCGACCUCUCCAAGUACAUGGGCACGUGGUACGAGGCGGAGCGCAUGUUCGCCGUGACGGAGGCAGGAGCCCGUUGCGUCUCCGCUACAUACAGCAGCUUCCCGGGCGACAAAGUGCGUGUGACCAACCAGAUCACCAACAGACUCACUGGACUGACGCGGCAGCUGGACGGGGAGAUCAAGAUGGUAGGGAAGGCAGGCGAGGCAAAGCUCUCUGUGAAGUACUCCUCCCUACCAGUAUCGAUUGACUCUGAGUACAUGGUGCUGGACACAGACUACGAUACCUACUCCAUCGUGUGGUCAUGCAGCUCUCUCGGACCCUUCGUGAACAGGCAGAACGCGUGGAUCAUGACCCGCGAGCGGCUGGCGCCGGACCCCGUGCUGCAGCGAGCCUACGGCCUCCUGGACAACUUCAAGAUCCGGCGCACGUUCUUCGUGAAGACGGACCAGGAGAACUGCGACUACGUGGCCGCGCCCGGCGCCUCCGGCGACGCAGCCCCGGCCACCACGACCGCCGCAGCAGCGCCCGCCGCCCCCGCGGCCGCUGCCAACCCUGCCCCCGCGGCCGCCCCCGCUGCUGCUCCUGUAGCGUCUUCCAGAAGGUUUGUCAGGGAGACGGCAGCCCUGGACAAGGAGGAGGCGAGCGCCGGCCACAAGAAGCCCCUGGCUGAUGUCGCUCGCGAGAAGAGGCCGGCCACCAAGCCGGACAAGGAGCAGGACAAGGACAAGGCCCCCAACAAGAAGGCCUCCAGCGGCACCGCCUAGCGGGACACAGUCUCUAUUUAUUUCCUAGUUUGUAGUCACGUACUAUUUAUUUGAUCGCCUUCUUUUUGUACGAAAUAAAAAAAAACUUUUUUCUAAUA